Molecule: messenger RNA, 6751 nt
Organism: Oenanthe melanoleuca
Lineage: Eukaryota; Metazoa; Chordata; Aves; Passeriformes; Muscicapidae
Gene: TOM1L2
Product: target of myb1 like 2 membrane trafficking protein
Exons: 15
Coding region: 56-1585 (509 amino acids)
Biological process (GO): signal transduction
Cellular component (GO): endosome; membrane
Molecular function (GO): ubiquitin binding; phosphatidylinositol binding; clathrin binding
Source: RefSeq, a predicted model, not a curated record
CAGGGCGCGGUGCGGGCGGGGUGGGCGCUGGGCCGCUGUUUGUUGUCAUCCCAAGAUGGAGUUUCUGCUGGGGAACCCGUUCAGCACCCCGGUGGGGCAGAGCCUCGAAAAGGCCACAGAUGGCUCUUUGCAGAGUGAAGACUGGACGCUUAACAUGGAGAUCUGUGACAUUAUCAACGAGACAGAAGAAGGGCCCAAGGAUGCCAUUCGAGCGCUGAAGAAGAGGCUGAAUGGAAACAAAAAUUACAGAGAGGUCAUGCUGGCGCUGACGGUGUUGGAGACCUGUGUGAAGAACUGUGGCCAUCGCUUCCACGUCUUGGUGGCAAACCGUGAUUUCAUCGAUGGCGUUCUGGUGAAAAUCAUCUCACCCAAGAACAACCCCCCCACUAUAGUACAGGAUAAAGUCCUAGCACUGAUUCAGGCUUGGGCUGAUGCCUUCCGAAGUAGCCCCGAUUUAACUGGAGUAGUGCAUAUUUAUGAAGAACUCAAGAGGAAAGGCAUCGAGUUCCCCAUGGCAGAUCUUGAUGCUCUGUCUCCAAUACACACACCACAGAGGAGUGUUCCUGAAGUUGAUCCUGCAGCAAAUAUGCACAAUUCCCAGUCUCAGCAAAGGAUGAGCACCAGCUCUUACUCUUCGUCCUCUCCAACAGCGUAUUCUGCUCCUCAGGCCCCAGCCUUGAAUGUGACUGGUCCCAUCACUGCUAAUUCUGAACAGAUUGCCCGGCUGCGCAGUGAGCUGGAUAUUGUUCGUGGGAAUACAAAAGUGAUGUCUGAAAUGCUGACAGAAAUGGUACCUGGACAAGAGGAUUCCUCAGACCUUGAGUUACUCCAGGAGCUGAACCGAACCUGCAGAGCCAUGCAGCAGAGAAUUGUGGAGCUUAUCUCACGAGUGUCCAAUGAAGAAGUCACAGAGGAGCUGCUGCACGUGAAUGAUGAUUUAAAUAACGUCUUCCUCCGAUAUGAAAGAUUUGAACGAUACAGAUCGGGACGCUCCACACAGAACGCCAGCAAUGGAGUACUGAAUGAGGUGACAGAAGAUAAUUUAAUAGAUUUGGGUCCUGGCUCUCCAGCUGUUGUGAGCCCAAUGGUCGGAAACUCAGCACCUCCAUCUUCACUUUCUUCACAGCUUGCAGGGCUUGACUUGGGCACAAACAGUGUCAGUGGCACACUCAGCUCCCUCCAGCACAGUAAUCCUAAUCCUCGUGAUGACUUUGACAUGUUUGCACAGACAAGAGGCAGCUCCUUGGCUGAGCAGCGAAAGAACGUGACGUACGAGGAUCCACAGGCUGUCAAAGGACUGGCAUCUGCCCUGGAUGUUCGGAAACAGAACACGGGAGGGAUCCCUGUUGCACAGUCCUCUGUCAUGGAUGACAUUGAGGAGUGGCUCAGUACCGACUUGAAAGGCAACGAACUGGAAGAAGGAGUGACCAGUGAAGAGUUUGACAAAUUUUUAGAAGAGCGAGCCAAAGCGGCGGAGAUGGUUCCCAAUCUGCCAUCCCCUCCCAUGGAAGCCCCCACCCCUCCGACAAAUCCUUCCAGCAGGAAAAAGCAGGAGCGCUCGGAGGACGCCCUCUUUGCACUGUGAAGGCGGAGCGGAGCCGCUCUCCCGCCCCUGUGCUCCGCCGGCCAAUGUCGCCGCACGGCCACUUUGUCCUCCCACAGUCCUUGGCUAACAACGACUCCCGUCCUCCCCAUUCCAUAGUUUGCUUCUCCUUCCCUCCCUCCCUAAAUGAUCCACCCCCACAAGCUGACUCUUUCUAUUUAAAUCCAACACUAUUCCUGCCAGACCACGAUUCUCCAGCACUCGCUUAAUCCCCUUCUUCCUGUCCCAGCUGCACAAAACCAGCUCUUGAUGCUGAAAACCCCUUCAGAAUGCACCAGUACGUCACACUGGGCUGAAACAAAAGCCCAGAGGGGAGAGAGCAGCCUUGCCCUUCGAUUUAUGUAGGGAUCAUCCUCUUCUGUAGGCAGGUCCUGCCAAGUAGACGGCUCUGUCAAUCAGCAUGUAAUUGACUGAGCUGGAAUGUUCAGGAGGAGUGUGUCUUUAUUUUUAGAUAAAAUGUUAAUGUAUUGGCUUUCGUGUUGGAUUCGACAGCAAGGAACAACUGUUCCCCUUUCAACAUGUGCUUCACAAGUUAAAAUCCUUUACUCUCCCACUCACACAUCUCCUGGUACCAUAUGGUGGUCGCUUUUCCCCACUUUCUGUGGCGUUUCAUUUCUAAAUCUCACAGGGUAUUUUUUGCCUUGUGUUUUAUCUGGGCUUGCUCUAAUUUGAAGCAGUCUGUUGGCCGUGUCCAGUUGCUCUGGCAGUUGAUAAGGAUGGAAAAUGCUGGGCUAAAUGGCUGCUGUAACGAUGGCACAGGAAGCACCUCGCUCUUCAGGAGAACGUUUUCACACAGGAAUUUUCCUGGUGUGUUUGCCUUUUUAAAUACCUUGGUUAUUUUCUCCUUAUCUUAGAUUCCUUCUUUGGUGGCUGUAGAGCUCUGCACUUGGUGUAAACAUCCAUGCAGAUGGAUGGGACUUGCUCAUGGAUUGGGUGUGAGCUGAGCUUCCUGGAUUCCCUGCCAUGCCUGGUGGGAUAGACAUGCUGGUUCUUGGGGGUAGGGAUGAGGAAAAGAGGCAAACCUCAGAGGUUUGUAUGGAACGCUGAGGGAGGUGGUUACCAUGGAGGGAUUAGCUGUGCCAGCCUGUGCUGGAGGUGAAACUCCUCAUUUCCUUCCAGUUUUAGGCCUGAGAAAGUGUUGAAAUGAUUGUGACCGUGCUAUUUGUAAUUUUUGGAAUGUCCUUUGAUCCCUCUGCCCUUCAUUAACUCCCGGCUCCUACGGGACUGCAGCCUCUGUGCAAACAAGCAUAUUCCCUUGCUUGCCAGCGGCAUGGUCAGGAUUCCUGCUCCUCUGGGGCUGCCAGAAGGGAUUCCAGCAUGUGUGCCUGCCUUGCUGGGCUGACAGGCAGAGCUGGAGCAGGCUGCUCCAGCCAUCGCCGCAUCCCCCAGCGUGUUCCUUGGGAGGCAGCCAGUGGCGCAGGAUGGCAGGAUCAAAGAGAGAGCUGAGCAGUGCAUGGCAGGAGAAUCUCCCAUCCCGACAGAGAGGCACUUUAUCAGCUAAACACCCGUGCAGGCAGCAGGCUCCAGCCCCUUCUUCCUCAGGGUGUUCCUUGGCUUAGGCAAGCUCCUUCUGACCUGACAUGUCUGAGCUUCCCAGGAUGCUGAUGUGUGUCAAGCUCUCUUGAAAGUUGUUCUAGGCCAAGUGAUAGAAGCUUUUAUCUGAGCAUAGCAUUUUAUCAGCCCAUACCGUGCUCUCUGAGGACCACCCCCUUUGGGAUGUUGUGACACACAAAGCCUGUUACCAAAUGCCUGAUUGCAGCGCUGAUGGACUUUGACAGCGGACACAUUAAUCUUUGAAGGGAAACGUUGCUUGGUGCAGGAUUUCCAGGCCGUCCCAGGUCAGGUUUCACUCUGUGCUCUCCCUGCUCUUUGCCUGCUCUGUCCUGCCUCUUCCAGGAUCCCUCCAUAUGUAGCUGGGCCCAGACAGGGCUGUCCUGCCACCCUUCUGCACUGAUGUGACACCUCAUCACUGGUCUGUGUAGCAUGGCUUACAAAUGGACAGGGAAAGCCAGUUUAAGGAUGGAGAUAACUUGGGGAUCAAGCUUUUCUCCCCACUUGCUGGCCCUCUCUCCAGUUGAAGCACUUCUCUGUGGGUCUGCAGAGGAUUUUUCCCAUUCCAUCUUCUCCAUGGCUGGAAAAGAACAGUCUGCCUUGGCUGCAUUGCACGCUCCUGCUCUCACCCACUGCUCAACACAAGGUGAGCCCAGUGCUCAGGGGUUGGCACUGCCAGCUUGCUGCAACGCAUCAGGUGUGGCCACCAGCUCCUAGAAACCUGAGGAAACUUCUGUGGCAACGCUGAUUUGAUUUCAGACGGCAUCUGGUGAUCGCCUGAGCAGUCUCGCCAGCACAGAAUGAACUGCUGGUAUUCCUGUCAAUGCAGAAAGCUCCGUGGGUGUUUUAAGUGUGUAUUUUCUCUUCUAAAUCCUUGAAACACAUUGACCCUGUAAAUGGCCACAUCAGGUGAUUCUAAGCAUGUUAAUCCAGCUUCCCUGCCAAGCCAGAGGAGAUAAUCGCAUUGCUCAGGCAUGGGGACACUGUCAGAUGGUGCAGAGUGGCACGGAUGCCACUGUCACUGAGCCCCCACAGUGUCGCCCUGCUGCAGCUGUGCUGGCCCUUCAUCCAGCCAAAAGGUGCUGAGGGAGUGUGCUUUUAGUGCUUUUUUUCUGUCACACUAAACCUGUCCUGGCACCUCCAAGGUGUUGCUUUAGAGAGAAUUUGGCCCCUUUCUGAAAGAUUCUGCAGAGCUGUCGGUGAUUGCUCUCUCCAGAUGGGAGGAAAAGAGGUAGAAUGAGAAGGCUGAGUCUGGGUAGGAAAUACAAAGUAUGUGUUGGCAGAGCUCAGGGGGCUCUUUUGGUGUGUGCAGCCCCAGGCAGCCCAUGGUUCCUGCUGACACUCUGCAUUAUCCUCUGGAAAGCCGUGGCACUGCUUGCAGGGAGCGGCAGGUGCUACCAGUACAAGUGGUGGCUUUGCUGGAAGUAGGGCAGCUCCCAGGAGAUGCCUUCCUUGGGAGGAAAUGUACUUUUGGAAAGACCCGAGAUGGAUCUGGAGCCCAGAUCCACCACACUUGGCUCUCAGGGCUGGAAGCACCAAAGGGAACAGAGUGUGGCAAAACAGGUGGUUUGGCCCAAACCUUCUUUAACAAAUACAAAAGCUACGCUAGAGCUUCCCAAAUAUCCUGUAUCAGGAUCUCUCAUCCUCCCUGUCCUCUUGUGGUCUGCUGAAAACCAGAGCGGUGGGAACUGUUAGAGAGAAAGGGAAGGGGUUUUUCACUUCAGGAGACCAACUUCUCAGUUUAUCCUUCCUCCGCUUUCACUCUUAAGUGCUUCCUCUGUGCAAGUGGGCAGAGGACUCGUGUGGCUCCCAUGCUUGCAAGAACAGGGAUGGAGCUGCAGCCUGAUCCACUUUCCAUAAGAAAUAACAUCCCAGUGCUUUCUAGGCAUAUUAGGAAUCACAGCUUGACACUCAACAACACUAAAUUAUUCUUGGGGUCCUUUGUAAGUUCUAAUUGUGCCCUAUUCUAGGUUAAAAUAUUUAUUUUGUCUAUAUAUUUUCUUUCCAGUGUGUUUUUUAACCUCUUCUGUUAACUCUUCAUGUGCUGAGAUGUAAGGAAUCAAUGGUUUCUAUUUAAAUAUAUCAUUUUGGGUUUGUUUUUUUAUUAAUUGUUCUGUGUAGAUUUCAGCUGCAUCUUUGGCAGGUGUAAUAGAUAACAAUGUGCUGUACAGACGUUUAGGGUGUAGGUAAGGCUCAUAGGAGAACUGCUCAUAAAAACGUAGCAUGGUGUCUCUUAAAGGGAACAGCAUAAAUGCUGAGACUGGUCCAUACUGGGACCCUCACGUAGCCUCCAACAUACCUUUUCCCUUCUGAUUAUCACAGCCUCCAUCUCUGGGAUGUGCUGAUCAAACUCUGUCAUCCCCAGGGCUGCUCUUGCACCUCCAAGCUGAAGGAUUUUUUUAGUGAGGAUUUCUGUUUGUUUGACUUCAUUCAGCCUUUUUUGAUGGGAUACAUUGGCUGUUUCCACUUUGAAAUGGAGGACUGGGAGCUGUCUGGCUGUGGUGGCGAGAUGUUUCCCUCCAGUGGUGGAAGAACAGAUCCGGGCCGUGGUUUCAGGCCCAGGGCAGGGGUGAUGGGCCCUCUGUGCAGGAUCUCCUGGCCAGCACAGCCUGUCCCUGCUCCUCUAUUCCCUGCUCUCCUGAUGUCACCUGCAGGGACAGCAUAUGCAGCCCAGGAGAGCAAACAAGAUGGAUUUCCAACACUCUGUUCCAUCCAGUGAGUUGUUGAGUCUCCUGCGGCUGCUGGGAGCCCUGGAGUGGGAACUGCUUGUGCUAUCUCCAUCCCCGUCCAUCCCACCCAGCUCCGUCAUUGUUUACCUCCUCAGGGCUCACCACAAACCCUGCGGAGCCUCCCCUGGAAAAAAACAGCUCAGAACAGUUAUUUUUAUGGAAAUAGUGAAGCAGUGAGUGGAUUUAGAGCUGUGUUGGAGGUAACCCUUCCACUGCUGUGGGCUCCCACCAGUCAAGGAGACGAGGUGCCCAUGCAGCACCUUCCACCCGUCCAAACCACAGCCUCUGGAGCAGCCUGUGCUGCCUGCUCCAGCCCCAGGUUCUGCACACCUCCUCCUCACCUGGAGAGAGGUGGGGCUGUGAAUCACCAAGAGCCAGCUGGCCUUGAGCAGUGCUGAGCUCUGGUGCUGGUUCUCUUUAGCCCACAGCAAACCCACUACUCCAAAAUUCCCACCCUGCUCCGUGUUUUUAUGAGUAUGAGCUCCUCAUUCCCUACAUGUUCCUAUGAGCUGUUGUUAACCCUACAAAUGUAACCUGUGUAAUAGCUUCUCUGUAUAUUACAGCAGUAGGCUUUCCAGAUAAAAGUGGAUAAUAUUUAUUUACUGAAGAUACUGGAUAUUUUUUUGUUUGGGAAUGGGGUAGGGGGAGAAAGGGGACAUAACUGUUUAAAGAGAUCAACUAUGUAAAGAGAAACAAAAUAUACAAAAACCAGAGAAACCCAACACUAAAACAUCGCUGUAUUCAAGUAGAAAGUGUUUCCGUUCCAGAUGAGACAACUGUAUUAAUCUGCCAUUGUUUAACUUGCUCCAGAAAUCAUCUCCUUGGUUCCUGCAUGUGAGAUAUUCCAAUAAAUACACUAUUAGUGUGA